Fusarium sp. VM40 is the source of this 1203-nucleotide messenger RNA. The record is from the annotation of a GenBank genome assembly. NCBI's taxonomy places the organism in Eukaryota, Fungi, Ascomycota, Sordariomycetes, Hypocreales, Nectriaceae.
AUGACCAUCAGCUUCUUCGCAACAAGGGAUAACAGAGUGCACCGGUUCCUUCGGUCGCGCGUUGCCAGCGCAUAUUCUAUGACGUCGAUUCUUGGCAUGGAGCCUCUGAUUCAAAGCGUGAUGGAUCUCAACCUCAAAAAACUUGGUGAACUGGCAGACGACGGAAAGUAUUUUCCAAUUGACAAAAUGGUGACUUUCUUUACCUCCGAUGUCGUUGGGCAACUAGCGAUCGGCGGGAAGAUUGGGUUCCUGGAACAAGGAAAGGACGUGGAUGGCAUAAUCCGGUCUAUUCACGAUGGAUUCUAUCUGAUGGGCAACAUGGGCAUCCUCCCGUUACAAAUGUCCUGGAUUAACAAUCCGGUAUCUAAGUGGCUCACGAAAACCUUUGGCGGCAGUCGGCUAAAUGCUUUCGAUGUUUUUAUCGACUGGUUGGACAAGAGAGUUGAGGAGAGGAUGACUAAUGGUCUGUCACCCGGUCAGCCAAGGGACCUCCUUCAACAUUUCAUCGAGGCCAAGGAUCCCCAGGGCGGUCAAGUAGGAAAGAGAGAGGUCAUGAUUGAGGGUGUGAAUAUCUUGGCUGCAGGGUCCGAUACAACCGCCAUCAGCAUCGUGGCUUGCCUUGGAUACCUCUUCACCAAUCCCCUCUCCAAGGCAAAGUUGAUAGAAGAGAUCGACAACGCUUACCGCGAACUGCGCAUCGACGAUCAAGGACGCGAGAUCUCUUUUAAAGAGGCCGAGAAGCUGCCAUAUCUCUCUGCUGUUAUUCUGGAGAGUACUCGGCUCCAUCCAUCCAUUCAGUACCAGCUUCCCCGCGACGUACCACCAGGAGGAACUCAAGUUGGAGAAUACUUUCUUCCCUGUGGCACAACAUGUGGUGUCAGCGCAAGAGCUGUGAACUGCUCGCGUGAGAUCUUUGGCCCAGAUGCAGAAGAAUUCCGACCUGAGCGAUGGCUUCCCUUGGACCUUAAGGAUGAAGAAAGGAUCAAGAGCGAGAAGUCGUUGCUCAUGACGUUUGGCAUGGGCAGCCGCAGCUGUGUGGGAAGGCAUUUGGCGAUAGUUGAACUCUACCUGUAUAUUUCUCAGUUCUUCCGGUACUACGAUGCGGAACUGCUCAGUAAGACGAAACCAUGGCACACCAAGACACAGUGGUUUUCUUUCCAGAAGGAUCUUCAAGUUUCUCUGAAGAAAAGACGGCAUUCAUAG